GGGUAAUAAAUGACCAGGGUGUCCUUCACCUGCCGGUCAAGGGUUUCCCUUCCAGUUAAAGCGAGCCUCCUGAAAGCAGCACAGCUUUACGGCUCCCCGAGACAAAACGCAGAGAUGAAGGUUGACAUUCACUGUCAUAUUUUGCCAAAGGAGUGGCCCGACUUGAAGCAGAGAUACGGAUAUGAAGGAUUUGUGCAGCUUCACCAUCACUGCCAAGGGUCAGCAAAAAUGAUGAGGGAUGGCAAGCUGUUCCGGGUGAUCCAGGACAACUGCUGGGACGCUGGAGUACGCAUACGGGACAUGGACCAACAUGGUGUGGCAGUUCAAGCACUCUCAACUGUUCCAGUGAUGUUCAACUACUGGGCCAAACCUCAUGACACACUGGAUCUUUGUGGCCUACUAAAUGACAAUUUGGCGCAGACGGUGCGCAGCCACCCCAAGAGGUUCGUGGGCCUGGGCACGCUGCCCAUGCAGGCGCCAGACUUGGCCAUCCUGGAGAUGAGGCGCUGUGUGAAGGAGCUGGGCUUCCCUGGAGUCCAGAUUGGGUCGCACAUUAACAACUGGGACCUAAACGCCCCAGAACUGCUCCCCUUCUACGCUGCUGCAGAGGAGCUUGGCUGCUCCAUAUUCGUCCACCCGUGGGAUAUGCAGACAGAUGGGAGGAUGGCUAAGUAUUGGCUUCCCUGGCUGGUGGGUAUGCCUUCAGAGACCACAAUCGCUAUUUGCUCCAUGAUAUUUGGAGGCAUCUUUGAGAAGUUUCCUAAACUGAAAGUCUGCUUUGCUCAUGGAGGUGGUUCUUUUCCUUUCACUAUCGGCAGGAUUGAACAUGGCCACAAAGUUCGUCCUGAUUUGUGUGCAGUUGACAAUAAGAUUAGUCCACGGAAAUACCUUGGUUCUUUCUACACAGACUCGCUGGUCCACGAUCCCGUCUCACUGAAGCUGCUUGUUGAUGUCAUUGGAAAAGAUAAAGUGAUGCUGGGAACAGAUUACCCUUUCCCACUUGGUGAGCUGGAACCUGGAUCCCUAAUAGAAUCAAUGGAUGAGUUUGAUGUCACAAUAAAGGACAAGUUGCUUGCUGGGAAUGCUCUGGAAUUUUUGGGAUUGAAAAGAGAACAAUUUCUGUAGCCGAACAUGAACGUUCAAUUUUAGUUUACAUACACCCAAAAUUUGGAUAAAAAUUGAAUAUUUUAAUGCAGCAUGUUUGAAAAAAGAGAGAGCUUUAAAAUGUAAAAGAAACUUGCUUGAUCUCCUUUCAGUAGAUUAGUAUGAAACCAUAUUAUUUGUCAGCUCUUAAUGAACUGAUUCUCAGCAGCUGUGUAGAUCUUUAUAUAAGCAGUUUUUUUGUCCAUCUUCCCCUUUUGAUGUGAAACACAAUACAAAGAGAAUAUUCAUCACCAUUUAUGAAGUCUGGGACUGACUGUAAAAAUAAACUAAAUUACUCUUUAAAAUAUGUUAUACACAGCAAUGUUUGAUAUAAUCAAAAUGAGUAUUUGAGAAACCUGUACCUGUUUUUUUUUGUUUUUGUUUUUUUUUUUGCGGGAGGGGGGUGCUCUGUGAAUCAAUAAAGAUUGUCAAUAAA
Molecule: messenger RNA, 1579 nt
Organism: Oryzias melastigma (Indian medaka)
Lineage: Eukaryota; Metazoa; Chordata; Actinopteri; Beloniformes; Adrianichthyidae
Gene: acmsd
Product: aminocarboxymuconate semialdehyde decarboxylase
Exons: 10
Coding region: 10-1125 (371 amino acids)
Biological process (GO): secondary metabolic process
Cellular component (GO): cytosol; cytoplasm
Molecular function (GO): carboxy-lyase activity; hydrolase activity
Source: RefSeq, a predicted model, not a curated record